GAAAGACGGAAAACAUUGUUCGUAUAAUAAACCUUACAUUAAUGCUUAAAAUAUACUGAAUUUCACUGAAUAGGUUUAAUAACACGUAUUCAGUAGCAUUAACGAUGGUAUAAAGUGGAAUUUCAAUUCGUAAAUGAAAAUUAACUCUUAAUAAUAUUAUGAUGAAUCUUCCAAAUCAAAUUAAAUACUUGGUGUAGCAUCUUAGUACCUAAAAUAUCAUAAAAUCAAGCUAAAACCGAGUGCUUAAAUAAGCUACAUCGCUGGCUAUAAUCAGUUUUGGAUUUUUCUAAACCAAGCCAACUAAUCUCAAUCAUAAACAAUAGUAAUAAUCAAGACCAAAAUUUAAACGAAGAUGUUUCAGAUAUUCAAAAAAUGUCGACGAAUAAAAAUAAACUUCUUCAUGAUAUCACUGAUUCUAUUUUCAAUGUACCUUUUCGUAUCAUACUCGUUGGUACAAAAACUGAUGAGCAAAUCAACCAAUCAUAAGAUCCAAGUACAUAACACUGCGGUGACUUUGCCAAAUGUUGUGAUACAUUUGGAUUUGAAGGGAUCUCCACCGAAACUUGGUUACCUUAAGAGACUACUGCCACAACUGCAUGAGCUUGGAGUGACUGGCUUCUUAAUAGAAUAUGAGGACAUGUUUCCAUAUGAAGGUCCAUUAGCCAAUUUGAAAGCGAGAAACGCUUAUAGGAAAUCUGAGUUGCAGGAUUUCCUAAAGAUGGUUGUGAAUUUGGGCUUCGACAUAAUCCCUCUAAUCCAGACCUUUGGUCACAUGGAACAUGUAUUGAAGCUAAAACAGUUCGAACAUUUGAGGGAAGUGCCGCUUCAUUCUAACGUGAUCUGUCCGAGCAAAUCUGAGAGUCAAAUCCUAAUCAAGAAUAUGCUAAAGCAGGUCAUACAGUUCCAUCGAAAUAUCUUCCAGUUAAAUUAUUUCCACAUUGGUGCCGAUGAAGUCUACCACAUAAACAAAUGCAAGCAAUGUUUGCAACGUAACCAAACAAACGCAACUUUAUUUUUGAACCACGUGAAAUUUACAACGGACUUCAUAAAGAAAAUAAGUCCUCAAACUACAGUUUUAAUGUGGGAGGACAUGUUACGAACUAUGUCGAUGCCUGAAUGGGGGAUUGUAAAGAAUUUGAGGGUAGAACCAGUUUAUUGGAAUUACCAGCCGAGGCUGAAAGUAUCGCAUGUAGCUUUGAACAUGUAUCAUAAGAAAUUCGAUAAUAUAUGGAUAGCAUCAGCAUUCAAAGGUGCUGAUGGUAUGAAUGCAACGGUACCAAAUAUCAAGAAGCGGUUUUCGAACCAUUUGAGUUGGAUGGAACUUAUACAGAACUACAAAUUCGGUGGUGAACAAGACAUCUACAGUUUCAAAGGGAUUAUUUUGACAGGAUGGUCGCGGUACUUCCAUAAUGCACCUCCUUGUGAGUUGUUACCCGUAUCAAUUCCAAGUUUAUUUCUCAAUCUAUUACUGAUUCAACAUUUCAAACGUGGAAACGAUUGGGUUGAAUGCGACAAUCUUAGUGAUUUUUUCAACAAAAAUUUGAAUGAUGAUUUCACUGCUUUACUACGUUGUACUGAUCCGAUCGAAAUUGAUUAUUUUGAUGUCAAUCAAUGCUAUUUUGAUGGUAUAGAUUUGUACAAAACUCUUAAUCACUGUGACAGGUUUGUAUCUUAUAUAUCAAAAACCGUUAAAGACAUUCUGCAAAAAAGUACAGCUUUCUACAAUAAUGAUAUCGAUACUGAUGAUCAACAUAUCAAGUGGAGUAAAAAGACUCUUAAUGAUUUAGUAGCUUUAGAGGAUAAGAUGGUUAAACAAUUAUCUCGGUACUAUAAUAAGCAUUUUGUCGCUGAAUAUGUGAAUCAUAAAUUGAUGUCUUCACAACAGAUGAUGUAUAUGUUACUCGAGAAUGAAAAUUACAUGAAAUCAACAGCUAAACCUCCGUGGGUGAUACGAGGGAAGAGAUAAAUUAACAAACCAAUAGCAUAGCAAUAACAUAGUCAAGUAAUAAUGGUUUUCUUAGCUAAUUUGAAUCAAUAAAGAAUGUUGAUUAAAACACAUGUGACAAAAAGAUAGAUAGAUAGAUAGAUAGAUAGAACACUUUAUUGCACACAAAAACACAUGCAAAGGAACACAUCACAGAAAGAAGAAAACAGAAAAAACAAUUGUGUGCAAAGGCGGCCUUAUUGCUUGGAGCAAUCUCUUCCAGGCAACCUUUAGAGUAAAAAGUUAUAAGACUCACUCGCUCACGUAUAAUUAUGUAUUUAUUUUUCUAAGAGCAUUAUAUUGUAUUUAAAUUAUUUAUAAUACAGUGCUUAGUAUUAAAAUGUUGAACGAUAAAA
This is a messenger RNA of Maniola jurtina (meadow brown), 2340 nucleotides long. Its product is annotated as hexosaminidase D-like. Gene Ontology annotation, biological process: carbohydrate metabolic process. Bases 353 to 1966 code for a protein of 537 amino acids. Lineage: Eukaryota; Metazoa; Arthropoda; Insecta; Lepidoptera; Nymphalidae. The transcript is spliced from 5 exons. The record is from RefSeq and is a predicted model, not a curated record. Gene Ontology annotation, molecular function: hexosaminidase activity.